AUGGCGGCCGCGGGAGAUGACUGUCACUACGGCUUGCCUGGCGUGUCGAAAUGUGCACGUCAAGUUCUAGAUCCUUUCAUUCUCGACGAUGCCCUCACCUUCGGUCUUUGCCCUGCGCCAGGGCCGCACUGGCAAUAUGGUGCGUGGUGCGAACGAGGCUGGACUUUCCAGGAGACAUACCUUUCAAGGCGGCGCUUGUUCUCCGACGGCCUCAACGCUUUUCUUGGGUUGGCAAACGCCAUGCAAGACCUCCAUCUCCCUAUCUACAAUGUAGCCGGUGUUCCUUUCUUGGUGGGCAACAACUUGAAGCGUACCAACAGAGACUACUGGGCCGAGACCUCUUUCUCUUUGGACUUGCGUGGUUUUCAGUCAAUGGGAUGGACAGGUCUGACCAACAAUAUGCUGUCGACGGUAGAUUCCCGUCCUGGAGUUGGGGCAAUGUCAAGUUAUGGCAUAUUCGUCAUUCUAACCCUAGGCCUUCUCCCAAGACUCAUAGGCCGUCUGGAAAAGGGCCGGAAACCGGUUUCAGCAAGCACGAUGCCCGACUACGAGACAUACAAAUCGAGUUCGCCUCCGACGGUAGUAAUCAGGUGA
Diaporthe citri is the source of this 594-nucleotide messenger RNA. RefSeq lists its product as uncharacterized. The record is from RefSeq and is a predicted model, not a curated record. NCBI's taxonomy places the organism in Eukaryota, Fungi, Ascomycota, Sordariomycetes, Diaporthales, Diaporthaceae. The coding region runs from base 1 to 594 and encodes 197 amino acids. The transcript has a single exon.